Scheffersomyces amazonensis is the source of this 1569-nucleotide messenger RNA. RefSeq lists its product as uncharacterized. Bases 1 to 1569 code for a protein of 522 amino acids. The transcript has a single exon. Lineage: Eukaryota; Fungi; Ascomycota; Pichiomycetes; Serinales; Debaryomycetaceae. The record is from RefSeq and is a predicted model, not a curated record.
AUGCCUCCUAAAAGUAAACCGACCACACCGGUCGUGGAGGAUCCCAUUGACGAGAAGUAUGUAUUGAAAUUCCCGGCCUUUUCCGACCAAGUCCAGACUCUUCAAAAGCUUGGACCAUUGAUCUUGGCUAAUCAAGCUAGUGAACAAUAUUCGAGUCCGGAAUUGAUUCAACUUAGAAAUAGUUAUAAAUAUAUCUAUGUAGUUAAUUGGCUAUACCAUUGUCGAGGAUUUGUGCGGUUACAGUCGGAAUACUUUGAUGUAGACGUGUUUGAAUUGGAAUUAUUGAAUUAUUUCCCUAUAGUCAAUUCCGGAUAUGAACAGGAUGGAGCAGUUAAAGAUGGACAGUUAUUUAUUCAAAAAUUGAAGUUGAAUUUAAUUUCAACUUUACAGAACUCGAAACUUUCAUCAUUAAACAAUUUUGAGACUAUAUUCAAGUUAUGGUUCGGAAGUCAGACGCCUCUCGGAGGAUCCGAUGAAGAUGAUGAUGAACAAGGACCAGUAGAAGGACAAGAAGGUGAACUACCAGUACAAAAGAAACAACAGGAAGUAGAGACGAAAUUCGAUGAAUUGAGUAUUGCCGAUAAGUUUGAGAUUAUCUAUAUUUUAAUAUCUACUAUCUCCAGUUAUUCCAAGUUCCGGGAUUGGAUCGAUAAGAAUAAUCUUUCGGUUGAUAAUCUUCGACUUGUACCUAUUUAUACUCAUCCAGUAGGUUCUACAGGUUCAGAAGAUUAUUUACUUUUAUUUGAUAAUACUAGAUUAUAUAAGAGAAUUAUUCAUUAUCAUGCUCUUGUUGUUCCUAAGAAACGUAAGUUAUCACCGGUUGAUCCUAAUGUGACAUUUAAACCAAGUCAAUUUGAUGUUGAAAUAUCCGAUAUUCAAUUUGAAUUAGUUUAUAAGAAUGUUUAUGAAUAUAAUUCAUUUGUUAAAGGGUUAAAGUUAAAGAAACUUAAGCCGGUGCUUGUGCGCCCGGAAGUGGUGGAGUCGGUGCUCGGAUCUGAGAUAAAAAAGAGACGAUACUUAACCAAUAAGAAGAAAGAAGUUCAAUUAUUAUCAUUAUUAUCGACAAGGAAACGGUCACUUCGAUUAGAGAUUAAAGAGAAACAAAAGCAUGAAGAAUUGGAGAAGCAAAGAUUACAAGAAGAGUAUGAAUUAAAGUUGGCUGCUCAGAAACGGUCAGAAAGACGGACUCGAUCAACCGAUACGAGUGGAUAUGUUCAACGAGAUUAUGGGCAUGGAUUAUCGAGAGAUGAGAGAUUAAAGUUGAGGAGAGUGGGGACACCUGUAUUCACGCCUACGCCGGAAGUGAGAGAGGUAGAGGAAGUAAAGGAGGUUAAUGGUGAAGAGCCGGUGGUGGUUGAGUCGGAAGUGAAGUCGGAAGUUGUUGAUGUUGUUAGUGAAGAUGAAGUUGAAGACGAGGAAGUCACUGAAGGAGUUAGUGUAGUUGAAUCGGAAGCCAAGCCGGAAAUUGUUGAUGUUGUUAGUGAAGAUGAAGCUGAAAGAGUUGAAGGUAAAGUUACUGCGAAUGGACAUAGUGAGCCAGUGACAGAAGUACCGGAGACAUCAGUUUAG